GGUCUGCAGUAGCGCGCUGGCGGUCGCUCAGUUCAUGCCGGCCCAAGAUGGCCGAUGCUUGGGCUCUGGUGACGGGGAGUCACGGAAGGGAGCGGAUGACAAAUUACAUUUGAACUUUUUAUUUUGACUCAUUCAUAUAUUAAAAGAAACCAACGCCCCUUCCUCCCCUCUUCUCUCCGCCCCCUUUGCUCUUCCAUCUCGCCUCUCAGUUCCCCACCCCCACCUCCUCCUCCUUCCCCUCUCUUUUAUUUUUUCGCCGCUUGUGUGAUUUUGUCCAAAACCCCUUUUCAAUCCGUCAAGACGUAGCAUGAUAGUGCCGGGAAGAAAAUGGGCGAGAAGCACGAACUGCGUCUUAAAAGCCCAGUGGGCGCGGAGGCUGCUGUGUAUCCCUGGCCCUUGCCGGUCUAUGACAAACAUCAUGAUGCUGCUCAUGAAAUUAUUGAAACCAUCCGAUGGGUUUGCGAAGAGGUCCCUGAUCUUAAGCUUGCUAUGGAAAACUACGUGCUAGUGGACUAUGAUACCAAAUGCUUUGAAAGCAUGCAAAAGCUAUGUGAGAAGUAUAACCGGGCCAUGGAUAGCAUUCAGCAGUUGUGGAAAGGAACAACACAGCCUAUGAAACUGAAUACUCGCCCUUGCAAUGGCCUGCUACGACAUAUUCUGCAACAGGUCUACAACCACUCAGUGACUGAUCCAGAGAAAUUGAACAAUUAUGAACCCUUUUCUCCAGAAGUUUAUGGGGAAACAUCAUUUGAUUUAGUUGCUCAAAUGAUUGACGAGAUCAAGAUGACUGAAGAUGAUACAUUUGUUGAUUUAGGAAGUGGAGUGGGUCAAGUCGUGUUGCAAGUUGCUGCAGCUACACAGUGCAAGCAUUACUAUGGUGUUGAAAAGGCAGAGAUACCUGCAAAAUAUGCUGAGGCAAUGGAUAUAGAAUUCAGGAAAUGGAUGCGGUGGUAUGGAAAGAAAUAUGGAGAGUACACUCUGGAGAGGGGUGAUUUCCUUUCUGAAGAAUGGAAAGAAAAAAUUGCCAGCACAAGUGUUGUGUUUGUGAAUAAUUUUGCCUUUGGUCCCGAGGUGGAUCACCAGCUGAAGGAACGAUUUGCAAACAUGAAAGAAGGUGGUAAAAUUGUCUCUUCCAAGCCCUUUGCGCCAUUGAAUUUCAGAAUAAAUAGCAGGAAUUUGAGUGAUAUUGGCACCAUUAUGAAGGUUGUGGAGUUAUCACCACUGCGAGGAUCAGUUUCAUGGACUGGUAAACCAGUUUCCUACUACCUGCAUACAAUUGACCGGACCAUACUUGAAAACUACUUUUCUAGUCUCAAAAAUCCAAAACUCAGGGAGGAACAAGAGGCAGCUAGACGUAGACAACAAAAGGAAAACAAAGAAAAUAAGAGUAGUACAACAACUCCAACCAAGGAUUCUGGUCCUGAAGAGGAGAAAAUUGGGGUAACCGGAAUUAAAAAAUCAGCUUCACCUGCUAAACCACGGAAGAGCAAAAUAAUUAACAAAGGCAAGAGAAUUGCAGUGAAAAAAAGAGGGCGCCCCAAGAAAAUGAGCACUGCAAUUUCGAAAAGAAAUACAAAGAAAAGCCAAUCUGCACUGGAUCUUUUACAUGCUCAGACUCUAUCGGCAUCCUCACCUCAGGAUGCAUACAAGUCACCUCAUAGUCCGUUUUACCAACUACCUCCCAAAGUGCAACGCUAUUCACCCAAUCAGUUUUUACUGGGUCCUACACCACCUGCACUACAGAAGCUGCUAGAGUCUUUCAGGUUGCAGUAUCUGCAGUUUAUGGCAUAUAUGAAGACACCUCAGUACAAGACUAACUUGCAGCAAUUAUUGGACCAGGAAAAGUUGAAGAACAUGCAGUUAACAGGGACGGCACAGCAGCUGUUUCGACAUUGUCAGACACAGAAAGAAGAGGUUCGCCUUCUUUUUCAGCAGAAACUUGAAGAGUUGGGUAUAAAGGCCAUGACAUUCAAUGAUUUACUCCAAGCGCAGAAGGAGAUUAUUGCACACAACAGGCAUCUGAAAGAGCAGACAAAGCAGCUGGAAAAGGACAACGGUGACCUCAGGAAACAAAGUCUGCAGCUGCUGAAAGCACGAUGUGAAGAGCUUAAUUUGGAUUGGUCAUCACUGUCUUUGGACACCCUGCUGAAGGAGAAACAAGCCUUGAAGAGUCAGAUCUCAGAAAAGCAGAGGCACUGCUUAGAGCUUCAGAUAAGCAUUGUAGAGCUGGAGAAGAGCCAACGGCAGCAAGAGCUAAUACAGCUGAAAUCUUACAUGCCAUCAGAUGAUGUAUCCCUUCAGCUACGUCACAAAAGCAAAAAUUAUGAAAUGGAUGCAGAAAGAAACAGAUUUCAACUUGAAAUUGAAUGUCCUAAAAUUCCAAUGGGAAGUAUGAAUGGUUUGAGUCCAGAACUCUCGAUUAAUGGAAAUGUAACUCCUUUUGAAAUUCACAGUUCUUUAAGCCGGCCUUCUUCCAAAUCCCAGAAUGUAUACAACACUGCAUUUCCAGAUCCGGACAAUGAACUGUGCAUCCCAAAUUUUAUGAGCAAACAUAAAGUGGACAGAUCAUCGAAUCAUUCUCUUCCCGAUUACACCAGGUUUUCUCCAGCUAAAAUAGCACUUCGUCGACAUUUGAACCAGGAUCAUACUGGAGGGGGGAAGCUCACACAUGAAGUACAAUCGGCCUGCGCUCAGAGGAUGGAUUGUCUGAAAGAAAUCGGCCUUUCACAUCAGAGUCCAGGAGUUCCUAAUGGUAUUCAGCAUGGUUCCAAUGAACAGCUGCAACCAUCAUCACUAACAAUCCAGCAGAUGGCAUGUGAGAAAAGUGUAGACAAGCUUUCUAAGGAGUUCAACAAAAGUCCAGUUAAUAAUUCUGAAACCAUAACCAGCCUACCAAUCAGUAUUCCAUUGAGCACGGUUCAACCAAACAAAUUGCCUGUCAGCAUUCCUUUGGCCAGUGUAGUUCUGCCAGUUCGUGCUGAGAAAGCGAGAAACACACCUAGUCCUAUUCAUAUUUCAAAUCGUGACUUAUCAAUGCUUGAGAAACAAUAUGGUGCUAACUAUGGAAAUUCAGCUGCAAACAAACCACAGUCUUCGGCUACCUCAGGUUAUUGUUACUCUGCUGGCUCUAUGACGGUUAAUGGAGUCCAUUCUGGUUCUUCCAUCCAAUCAACACUCAACAGUCAUGACAAGACAUUAGAAGAAUCUGAUUCCACCAGCAUAGGUCUCCUUGCCAACAGUGCUGGCUUGCAGAGUACAAACUUACAGCACGCAACAGCGCACCUGAUGCCGUCUCGGAAUUCUGAACAGACUUGCCCUGCCACACAGCAUUCCUCCAGCCCCAGGCUCUCGAGCUCUCAGAACCCAACAACCAGCUCCCCCAAUGUUGGUGGAGUUUUACAGUAUGCAGACACACAAAAGGCCUUCUCAGAAGUAAUGAGAAAAGACUUACCAUCAGACCAAGGUGCCUCUGAUCAGGAGAAUGAAUCUAAACGGAGGGUAAUAUUUCCCACUGCAAAUGGUGGGAGCAUAAAGCAGCCCAUUUUAAACAAACAAACUUCAUUUGCUUCGGCUGUCAAGUUGGAAUCUGGGCAGUCGAUGCCUCAAGAAGGGAAAAAGAAGAGCCGAAGAAAACGUUCUUCCCUGACAUCCAAUCUGAAUGCCGGAAAUUCCCCUAAACGGAAAUCCCUGCUUGCUUCGCUUGGUCUUUCUUCAGGAUCCCCUUUGAAUAUAAGCUCCAUGGUCAAUAAUAUCAAUCAACCCCUGGAGAUAACAGCAAUUUCAUCACCAGAAACUUCAGUGAAAAGUUCUCCAAUUCCACAUCAGGAUAAUGAAGGGCCUCCAAAUUUGAAAAAGAAGAAAAUGUUUGCAUCUAAUGGUGUUCAUUAUUCACCUCUUACAUCUGAUGAAGAACAUGAGGAGGAAAAUCAACAGAUUAAUGGAAGGAUUGAAAGAAAAAUGACUCAAUGCACUGUGUCCAUCGAGAGUAAAGAAAUUACACCUGUCUGUGGUGAAAAUGACCCAGUGGGAAGCUUAACGAUACGGAAGCAAGGACUCAGUUCCAGUAGUACAGACAACAGCAGUAAAUGGAAAUCCACUUUUUCUCCAAUAUCUGAUACCAAUUUGACCAAGAACUCUGAAAACGGAUCCCAGUCAGCAUCUGCUUUAUGCCAAGCUUCUCCUUUUGGCACCAGGCCUAUUACAGGUAUUUUUAACCAUGUGGUGCCUUCAGUCUCUUCCCAUCAGUUUGGAGCCAGUUUCAGCAAUGUUCCAGUAUCUAGUAGCUUUAACCCACUACAGACUGUUCCUACAACUUCCCAGUCAUUUCUGUCUGUCUCUUCUAGUACAUUAUCUUCCACUGAUAGUAGAGUGAGUCCUUACCUUACCCGAGCACCUCCACAGUCUGUGCUUAACACACCUUCCCCUAAUAUUUCCUUGCCUCCACCUCCUCCAUUGUUGAACUCGACUAGUUCUGACCCAUCUCUUUUCCGGACUAUGUCUUCUGUUAGUGAUGGAUAUUUGCCUCCAUCCAUCUCUUGCUCUUCAACUGCGUCGCUUCAAUCUGCUAACACUGCAUUAGCCUUGAAGCUUGCGUCUUUGCAGCCCAAAGCAUCUCACCCUUCUUUCACAGUGCAUCACCCACCUCUGCCACAUUCAGCGCUUGCACAGGCAGCACCUCUAAUUCCUCAGUCUGGUACAAAUACAUCUGCAAUGUGGGUCACACUUGGCAUGCAGCCUCCUUACGCUACACAUUUCUCUGGGGUUAAGCCUCGAUAAGAACUUGCGUACUAUAUCAGUCUUAUAAGGUAAUUAGGAAGUCUACCUCAAAACAAUGUGACCUAUGCAAGGACAAUGUGGACCAAGUUCAUCCACUUCCAUCAAACUAAAGGUGCUUGAGUGGCCUGCAAACAUUGUUUUGCUUCUUUACUACUGGAAAAUAAAAUAAAAUAAAUUCUACUGUGAAUUGGUUUUAGUGUUGCUGCAAAAAAAUGGCUCCUGUUGUACAGCAUUUGAACAGAAACUAUUUAUCUUCUUUCCAAGUAACUUGGGGCUAGUCAUUGUUCCAGCAAGCCCGUAGAGAAGCUCCAAGGUGUGAAAUGCAGCACACACCAGCAUUCGUUCAUUAGCCUGCUGCUGGUGCUAUUUUAAUCAUCACAAACUGUGCCUCUGUGGGUUCUGAUCCUUGGUGCUCAUUAUUCUGAAAGGUUGGUUGCUAAUGUCCCAAUAAUAUUUUGCAUCACUUGUUAAGUUCGGUACGAUGCAAAUAUUGCUCAACCUUGUCUAUUUUAUACAAGUUUGUUUGUGCUCCUUUCUCUCGUCUUUUGUACGUUGAGUGAUAGAUUAUUAUAACACAGAAAAAUACUGUCAUCACUGUUAUUCUUUUGUUAAUUUAAUGGUGUUUUAUAGCAUUGUAAAUUGCAUUUGAAACGAUGUAAUCUAAUACCAUUAGAUAAAAAUUUAUUAUACAUUUGAAUUAUUGCUGUGUGUAAUUUUAAUUGCAAAUAAUAGCACAUUGGUUUUCUGGUGAGCAUAGAUUAUAAUGAAGUGUAAAUGUUACCAUUUUCUACACAUUUUGUUUGAAAAAUGUAUUAUGUAUAAGCAACCCAAGAAAGUAAAAUAUGAAAAGGAAGACUAAAAUUUUAAAUGCAGUGGGAUUUCAUAAGCAUUUGUCAUUUAAAAAAUGUAUUUUAAGCAUUUCUUUAUCACUGUUUUAUACAUUUAAUGGUGGGACAUCUUUACUAAUACAAUUUUUAAGUACCUCAAGUUUUUUUUUAAUAUCCUUACACAAAUUUUCUGGUUUAGGAAUUCAACAUUGGAUUCUACCUGAAGCUAAUUGUUUUCUUUUAUUAAAUGAUUUUAAAGUCUGAAGCAAAGAAAUUGCAGUAAUUUUUAUGUAAUGGUAUUCACUAACCAAACUGCAGUUGAGACCAAUGCCAAGCAUUUUUUAAGUAUAAUAUAAUUGGAUUCUAUAAUGUAGUGACUUAAAAGUUUUGUAGGCCAGCAGGAAGCUGUGAUGACUGAGGAGCUGAUUUACAUGCUUCAUAUUUAUUGUAUUACAGCACAGAGGAGCCCAUGACAUUUUAAACAAAGACUUUAUCCAACAUACUAAGUAAAUAUAAAAGCUAUAAGGGGAUAUGGGGUUGGGAUGGUAAGGGACUUGCCCUCAAGUCCUGCUGCCUGUUUUGAAACCACGUCGCAGUCCAAAAACUGUUGUAUUUUACCCGAGGGAAUGAACUGCUUUUGCUUUGGUUUGCCUAGAAAAUAGCUAUAGUGGUGGCUAUGUGGGAAUUUGAGUUUGUGAUUGAGUAAUUGUAAUAAAAUGAAAUCUUGUAAAAGUGUGAGCAGAAAUGUUGGCUUAUUACAUUAUGGGGUUUGUAGUUCUGCAAAGGUAAAUUAACUUGGAUAUAUGCAUGCACCUUUAUGCAUGACGCGCACUAAAAUAGUGACACGUGUCUUAUUGGUACAUGUUCAGUGCGUCAUUAUGCACAAUGUAGAGAAAGUAGUAAGUGUUCCAGUGCAAAAAAACUGGACACCUUCCACUGGUUAUCAUCUUGGGUGCAUAACCAUAAUAUUUUAACAUUUACUUGAGGUUAAUAUUUAUUCAAGUUUAAAGUACCAUAACAUAGUGCUAUAGAAUCUUACUUCCCUUCCUCUAUCCUGGCACAUUUUUGGGCAAGUAUCCAUGAAAUGUGACGUGAGAUCUUUCUCAGGAAGAAUGAGAUUACUAGAGUGUAAUCUUUGAUCAUCUUCCUUUUCAAAAUAAUUGAGAAGAUAAUUGAGUUAGGAAAUAGGUGACUACAAUUAGAUUUUUAGUCUCAUGCUAGUACAGAUGCAAUAGUUACCAGGUGUUAUAAACUCAGCUGUUGAGAUACAAGUCAAAUAUGUUCAAUCCAGAGUUCAAUUCUAUACAAAUAGACACUAAAACAGUAACAAAAAACAAACUGUUUAAGAUUAUGGUCUUUGGUUGAAUUUCAAUCUCUCAGCCUGCAUUUGAGAAAUCAGUGAUAUUGACUUAACAGCAGAUUGAUAAUUUGGAUAAUAACAUUCUGCCAAUCAACUAUCUACAAGAAAGUUGUAAAUCAGUCAUAAAUCUGGCUUCCUUUUUGUACAAAGUAGCAAAAUUUACACUAGUAUUUGGUAGAAUGUUAGUAAGACAGUUAUGAUAAAACAUCAGAAUAAUGGCAGGAUGUUCUCAUAAGUAGCCUUAAAUUUGUAGGUAUAUUGAGAUGUAAUUACAUACUGUGAAAACUGAGCCAUAUAACUUAAUAGAGAAAAGAUGCAUUUGCGUCAUUUUAUGUCAGUUUCUAGUAAUAAUACAGACUGCUUUACUUAAGCAGACAGUUUGUACAAUCGGUUGGGGUGCCUCUAGCAUGCAGAAAUUGUAAAUGAGCUUCACCCCUUGAGAAUAAAGCAUCUAUUGUAAUCCGUACACUAUUUAUCAAGUUCAGUUUAUUGUAAGGAAAAAUGUACAAAGUAAUACCUAUUAUUUUAAUAUAUAUUAUCAAAAUGCCUGAGAUAUAUUAAAAACUAUUACCUAAUUUUCUUUAGUGUAUCAGAAUACUUUGAAGAGUGUUUUGUUUGUAACAAAUUGUGCAUUUUAAAAAAUCUAACCAGUUUCUGUGAACCAUCACAAGGCACAGAUUACAUUUAUUCAGCACUGAAAGAUAAUGUCCAUCAUAUGCUGGAUUUUAGACAUCAAUUAUUUUUCAACUUCCCCACAUGCACAUAAGGGUAUUUGAACAGUUUUAACAUUUAAAAUGCUUAUGUUGGGAAAGAUAAAAGAAUAUUUUAAUCCUCUUUGCACUGCAUCCUGAAUGAGCAUUUAAAGCAAUGCAUCUGUAAAUAACUAAAUUCAUAUUAUAGAAUAUCACAAUUCUUGUAAAUUGUGCAUCAAGGAUCCUGUUUCAGGUGCACUUACAUAGUGUUAUGCUUACUACCAUUUUAACCACACAGGUAAUACAAGUUGAAAAUGCAAUAUUUGCCAUAAAUAUGAAGUGUGCUAUGAUCUUGUAAUAUGAUGAGGGGAUUACAAUAUAGUGUUAAAACUCCUGAUUAUUUCAGGCACAUAUUAUCCCCAAAAUGUUUACAUACAGGAGUUGGAAUUAGUAAUUUUGCAAAUUUCUUUGAAUUAAAAAGGUGCAAAAAAUCUUAAUUUUGUGAAGGUUUCUCCAGUUUACUCCCCCUGUAAGGUCCUCCAUGUUAGCUUUUAAUAUCUGCAUAGAUUUGCAUCAGGUUCCAUAUAUCCUGUGUAAGAUGGACGUUACCUUUAACAACAAAAGUGGAGGAUGAACCAGCUGUUCUUUGCACUUGUACCAUUAUAGUCUGUCUAUUUUGUGGCUAUAGUUUAUCUUGUACAAUGUUGCUUGGUGUGGAAGAAAGACAAAGAAGCUAUUCUAAAUAAACACAAUGUUAAGGAAGAAAAUCUGUGGUCGUUUGUCUAUUAUAUACAGGUCAUCAAGUAUGUAAAGAUGGGAAGCUGAUGGCGCUCAGGAAUUGUCUUGUAACUAUUGGCAUAGCUGUAGAAUAUGAAAUGUAUAACUUAGAUGUAUAACAUUAAUAGCCAGUUCAUUUAGCUUUUCGAAUUUUCCACAAUGCAGCCAGUGCAUAUACUGUAUGGUAGGGAAAGGAAUGCUUAUGAUUUAAUUGCCUCAUGCUUAAAUUGUGAAAUUUGUGAAGGUUAAAUGGCAGGUAUUCUAAAGAGCUUGUAGUGCUUAUGUAAUGAUGUAGUAAUAAUGUUUUGCCAUUCUACCCGUAUCUGGGGUUGUAAAGUACUGUAAAUCUAUUUAAGUUGCAACUACUAAAUUGUUUUGCUUUUUGGAAUAAGAUUUCCUCAGCUUGGCAGUUUUUGACAUUUUACCCCAGUUUACUCAAGGUCUUUAUCUCGGAUGUUAAUUUUGCCAAGAAUUUAAUGCAUCUGUUUUUUUUUGCUUUUAAUAAAGUUGUAUUUCUAAAUAUAUACAAUGUGUAUCAGUUAUUGCAAAACGAAAUUCCUUAUACCAGCUUCGAAACUUGUAGGAAAGUAGUAAAUUUCCGAAUGCAGCUAUUACGUAUGUAUAUAUAUUUUUAAAAAGUGCAGCCAUGUUUGCAUAUGGUCAGUUUUGUUUAUUUCAUGAAACAACUGGGUUUCCUCAAUGUGUUGCUUGAAACUGUGGUAAUUCUGUAAACUGUUUCUAAAUACCUUUUGCACUUAAAGGUAUUCCGCUGCUAGGAGGAGCUAGUUUAAAAUGUUUUAGGUUAUGAUCCAAACUGAUUAUCCAAAAUGCAGAGAUGGUUUGUCUAUUAGUCUCCUACCAGAAAAGAAAUCCUGGCUGAAUAAUAGCUGUUCUGAAGUUUUUGCGCUUAUUACCAGACUCCAUCAUUAACAGCUGGUUAGCUAAAGAUAGGGCUAUCAAACACUUAAUUUGGUUGUGAAAUUUUAUACUGUAAGAACAAGCUAAAUUAGGCCAUUCAGCUUAUCAAGUCUGCUCUGCCAUUCUACCAUGGCUGAUUUAUCCUUUUC
Messenger RNA from Mobula hypostoma (lesser devil ray), 9499 nucleotides. It is a transcript of the gene dot1l, whose product is annotated as DOT1-like histone H3K79 methyltransferase. The record is from RefSeq and is a predicted model, not a curated record. Gene Ontology annotation, biological process: DNA damage checkpoint signaling; DNA repair; regulation of transcription regulatory region DNA binding. The transcript is spliced from 29 exons. Gene Ontology annotation, cellular component: nucleus. Bases 328 to 4776 code for a protein of 1482 amino acids. Gene Ontology annotation, molecular function: histone H3K79 methyltransferase activity. Lineage: Eukaryota; Metazoa; Chordata; Chondrichthyes; Myliobatiformes; Myliobatidae.